Molecule: messenger RNA, 2235 nt
Organism: Clonostachys rhizophaga
Lineage: Eukaryota; Fungi; Ascomycota; Sordariomycetes; Hypocreales; Bionectriaceae
Source: the annotation of a GenBank genome assembly
AUGGAUCCAGAUGAUCUCGUCACAGAUCGGGGGUUCGGCGAGUGGGAGAGAUUACUCAACGAAGGGUGCAAAUUCCCCCCAGCUGCAAGAGAGCGGGAAUGUCAAGUUAUUGAGCGUGGGAAAUAUAAUAAAUCCGUUAAAAGAACCCUUGAGAGUCGUUACUAUAGUAUGAUUAGCGCCGAGCUCCGUCCAAAGGAGUCUCCUCCAAGAAACCAUUACUUUCCCCUUUGUGGUUUGAAGCACGUUCUCAGCCGCGAGAAUUUGGAAGAGAUGAGGCAGUGUUGGUUUCCGGAUGAGGACCCUGUUGUAUGGUACAACCAGAUAUGGGGAAGUAGCUUGCAGACGAGUCGUGCCCGGAUAUUUGCGCUUCUUUUACGGUUAGAGAAGCCCCAGCACAUCACGUUAUUUUAUUGUUACAAGUUGUUCGACUCGUCGCUUCCUCUUUCACGAACUCAUGCGGUGUUUCAAGCGGAAGGGUUUACCGACAAGGAUGCAGAUUCAUUUGUUGAAAAGCAGGAAAUGGUCCUUGCUCCCUUUUUCCAUUUUAACUCCCAAAAGAUCAAACAUUAUAAGCUCAACAAUGAGAUGCCGAUACCUCUCUUAUACAAAGAGCAGGUUAAGGGAGGAUCGGGGACGCAUGGGCGAGUUUGGAAAGUGUUAUUCCAUCAUGAUCACUACUAUUGUGAAGAGCACGAGAAAUGGGGAAUUCCUGGGCCGUUUUAUGCGUUGAAAAAAUUCCAUCGUGAUCGCGAAUCUAAAAAGAACGACUUUUACCAUGAGCGAGCAGCUCUAGAACGAUUUAGCGGGUCCCAAUCAGGUCAUAUACAUCUCAUUCCACUACUGAUGUCUUAUGAAACGGAUACCACAUAUUACAUGGUUUUCCCCUGGGCUAGAUAUAAUCUUAAGCAGUUCUGGAAAAAUGUCCCAAAUCAGCCAAACUCUAAUGAGUCGCUACAUUGGAUGCUUGGCCAAUGCUAUGGCCUGGCCAAGGCUCUGCAGAAAGUUCACAGGCAUAACAGUUGGAAAGGUCUCCAGAACCGGGGUCGACAUGGAGAUAUCAAGCCACUCAAUAUCCUUUGCUUUAGCUCCCAGGAGGGAGACGAGGAUGAUACCGACCCUACCAGAUAUCGGCUCGUCAUUGCUGAUUUUACUCUUAUGAGAUUCCACUCCGCUAAUUCUGUCGACCAGGGCACGGCUUCUAAAGUUGGAUACUCUCGAACCUACCAGCCACCCGAAACUAGGAUGGGCGGCGAGGAGCCGGUCAACCAAAUGUAUGACGUGUGGACGUUAGGCUGCGUUUAUAUCGAACUAAUAACUUGGCAUUUGCUCGGAUCCAAAGCGAUUUCUAAGAAGUUCAACAGAGGAAAUGACCCUCAAUUGCUUCAAGGCUUUCAAACUCUACGAAAGUUAGAGGACACUAAACAAUAUGACCAUGUCGAAGAUAAGUUCUUCAACAUAGAUGGAGAGAAGGGGCCUAGUGUAAAAGGCUCGGUCCCAAAGUGGUGUAACUUUCUCCGCCAGCAGCCGCAUUGCUCUGAGCAGCUUGGACUAUUCCUAGAUCUGAUCAAGAACCAUAUGCUGAAGGAGCGGCCCGGCCAACGAUAUAAGAUUGAUUGGAUUUGCAGUGAGAUGGAGUAUAUUCUUGGAAACUCCGUCGGUGGCAACGGAUAUCGUCUCGGUCACCCUUUGGACGAGAUCGACACGGGCAACUUUCCCCCUCCUUUUACAUCCGAUACCGAGAAACGCCUCGAAAACCUUCGCAGGCUCCCACUAGAGUCUUUAACCCAGUCUGGGCUUAAUGAAACCAACGCCAACGACUUGGACGUAAGCAUAUUGUCUCAAAAGCUACUAGGGGUCCCUGGCACAACGAGUGAGCGGACAUCCAUGGAAACCACGACCAUCAGCAGAGCCGCUUCGACAAUUGAUCGAGGGUCUGUAUCGCAGCCAGGGCAGAGACUGAGCCGUCGAUUCCUCUCUCCUUCAGAUGCCAUUUCUAAUGCGGAAACACGACUCGGAAGCGCGCACAGCAAUGAAAGUGAUGGAUUCAAGGGAUCUAUUGACUCCAUGGAAACAAGACCCAUGGACUUUACUGUUGGGAACGAUCCCGUGGCUGGAAAUAUGGAGGAAACUAGCCCUCACGACGGACGACUUUCCAUGCGCGAUCGUGUGAUACAGAAACUUGAGCGCCUGAAGUCACGUUUACAAAAUCUGGUGAAGCAGAUGAUGAGGCAUUAG